AUUUUCUUCUACUCUUUCUCCCCUUUCUUUCUUUGCUCCCGAGAGCAAAAUACUCAGCCCUGCCAAACAACGCCGGCCACCGUACUGGUGGCAAUCUCUUUAGUGGUCGGCUCUCCUUCCGACCGGCGCCAUUCACAGUGAACAGACCCACAAGAAGCCUCAAACCGGACGACGUCUCCUCCUAACUGAAAACCAAAAGCUACCGAUUUCUGGCCGUAAAUCGGCCUCUCUACGAGCCUCGACCACCAGCAAUGGUGGUCGGUUGAAUCUAAACGAAACUCUAGGCGAACUAAACCUCCCCUCCUUCUCUUCUAAAGCCCGAACUCGAGAGCCACACCGACCAUUCGAUUCUAAACCCGACGAUGGCGACAUCCUUAUUCCGGCGACGUCACCACUAUCAAAGUUGAAGGUGCCGUGAUUUGUGAAGAUAGUGGCCUUGCUGCUGCAGCAGGGUAUGGCGUUGGUAGGCAUGGGUGGGGAGCUGGCAGGGAUGGUGUAUGCAGGGCAUAGGACAAAAAUUGGUGAUUACCUUCUAUAUUCAUCGUCAGAGUAUAUUCUAAAUAAUUUAGAAUCAUUAUUAAACAGCAUGUCAGAUUCAUAAUUAAUUCAUACAAGUAUGUUAAUCAUUUAGCAUUUGAAUCAUUUCGCUAUUAAUCAUUCUAAAAUAAAUAAACAGUUCUUAUGUCUUUCAUUAAGAUUCCUAUAUAGUGGGGUUCCUAGAAAGCAGGAUGAUAAAGUAAUAGCAUGAGCUUGCUGUUCUAGUGUGAUUGGGGCACCUUGAGCUUGCAUUGUGUAACUUCCUAGUAGGCAACUGACUUGAAAAACCUCUUCCGUCUCUGUUAGACAUCGUGAUUGUUUUGCUCACUCUAUAGGAGAUACGGGUCCUGAUUUUAGUCCCAAAAUGGCUGUUAAAUCUAUGACUGAUCAGUAGAUGGUUCGCAUUCAACAGUUAUUUUAUCAGGCUAAAUUUGACGACCCCGGUGGUGAUUGUCUAAGCCAUGCAGAUGAAUACAAUCUUCGCUCAGGAAUUAUAAAGGAACUACACCCUGCUAUGGUUGUAACUUAUUCUGGCAGUGCUCAAGUUUUUGAGCGACACCUAUUCAUUGUGGAAGCUGGUGUUGGUUUGGGUGGAAAAAAUGUCGAACAGGCUAGUGCAUGCUCUUCCGAGAAUUUAGUCAGUAAUGCAAAGUCUCCUGCCAAUUGUUUUGCAAAGUACAAGAACAUUGUUGGCCUUGAUGAUGUGAACGGUGUAAAGGAUUCUUUCUGUCUUAGCAUCUUCCUCGGUGGGAUCCGUAACGUGAAAAAUCUGAAUUUUAGUAUUAGAAUUUGAUUUCAUUUAAUUA
Molecule: messenger RNA, 1343 nt
Organism: Hibiscus syriacus
Lineage: Eukaryota; Viridiplantae; Streptophyta; Magnoliopsida; Malvales; Malvaceae
Product: DNA topoisomerase 6 subunit B-like
Exons: 5
Coding region: 932-1330 (132 amino acids)
Biological process (GO): DNA topological change
Molecular function (GO): DNA topoisomerase type II (double strand cut, ATP-hydrolyzing) activity; DNA binding
Source: RefSeq, a predicted model, not a curated record